GGAGGCCUGCACGAUCCCAGGGUGCUGUGCGCGGCGUGGGCUCCGCCAUCCCGCUGGGAGAGACGGUCUGUGCCGGGGCCCUGCCAGCGAGACGCCGCACGGAGCGAGCGAGGGAGAGGGCAGAGCGCGAGCCCCGCCGCCGCCAAACGGACAUGUCCGCGCGGAGCCCCUGAGCGGGACCGAGCCGCCCCUGCUCCCCUCCCCCUCCCCUGCUUCCCUCCCCCGCGCGGACGCCCGCAUCAGCCGCCGCCAACAUGGAGGCCGUGAACGCCUUCAACCAGGAGCUCUUUUCACUCAUGGAGAUGAAACCUCCUAUUUCCCGAGCAAAAAUGAUUCUCAUCACAAAAGCUGCCAUUAAAGCUAUUAAGCUCUACAAGCAUGUUGUCCAGAUUGUAGAGAAGUUUAUCAAAAAGUGCAAACCAGAAUAUAAAGUCCCUGGAUUGUAUGUCAUUGACUCUAUUGUUCGUCAGUCUCGUCACCAGUUUGGAACGGACAAGGAUGUUUUUGGGCCAAGAUUCUCUAAAAAUAUUACCGCAACAUUCCAGUAUUUGUAUCUCUGUCCAUCUGAAGACAAGAGUAAAAUAGUUCGUGUCCUGAACCUUUGGCAGAAAAAUGGAGUGUUCAAAAUUGAGAUCAUUCAGCCUCUCCUGGAUAUGGCAGCGGGAACUAGUACUGCUGCCCCAAUGACAGAAAAUGCUACUAAUAAUGAAGGUUCGCCGCCCCCUCCAGCAAAGGUUCCUUCAGAGCCUGCUCAAGUCACUGUUAACUCAGUACCUACUGUGCCACAGUUGCCCAGUUCUGAUGCCUUUGCAGCUGUAGCUCAGUUGUUUCAAACAACACAAGGACAACAGCUUCAGCAGAUUCUUCAGACUUUUCAGCAGCCUCCAAAACCCCAGUCACCGGUCAUAGAUAACACUGUGAUGGCUCAGGUUCAAGCUAUUACUGCUCAGUUGAAGACUACAGCAGCACAACCACCAGAACAAAAAGCUGUUUUUGCACCACCUGAGCAAAAAACAUCGUUUGACAAGAAGCUGCUAGAUCGGUUUGACUAUGAUGAUGAACCAGAAGCAGUGGAAGAUUCAAAGAAAGAAGACUCAGCUCCUUCUCCUUCAAUUUCUCAGCCAGCUUUGACCCCUCUCUCAUUCAGUGCACAGGCUGGAUGGUGCUCAAUACCUGGUGGAUUUCCAGGAGAAGGUAUGCAACAGCCAGUAUUUCCACAACUCCCAAAUAUGGAUGCUUUUCAGCAACGAAUGAUGGGACUACAACAGGAUCCAAUGCGCCACCAGGUUCCACUUCCUCCUAAUGGGCAAAUGCCAGGUUUUGGUCUCCUGCCUACUCCGCAGUUUCCACCCAUGGCUCAGCCUGUGAUUCCGCCAACACCACCUGUGCAGCAAACUUUCCAGUCUCCUUUCCCAGUACAGAGUGAAACACACAUGCAGAAAACACAUCAGCAGGAUAUGGAAGUGGAACAGCCCCCUAUUCAAGAAGGAAAAAGACAUGUUUCUGACAACAGAAAGUCAAGAUCUAGAUCUGCAUCAAGGUCACCUAAAAGGAGGCGUUCAAGAUCUGGCUCCAGAUCUCGAAGAUCACGUCAUCGUCGAUCUCGCUCUCGAUCCAGGGAUAGACGCCGACACUCUCCUAAGUCUCGCUCACAAGAAAGACGUGAACGUGAGAGAGAGAGAGAACGCAGGUCAAAAGGCCUUCCUCAGAUAAAGUCAGAAACUGUUAGUGUCUGUAGUACUACGCUUUGGGUAGGACAACUUGACAAAAGGACUACUCAACAGGAUGUUGGAAGUCUUUUGGAGGAGUUUGGCCCAAUUGAAUCAAUAAAUAUGAUACCGCCUAGAGGAUGUGCCUAUAUUGUAAUGGUUCACAGACAAGAUGCUUAUCGUGCCCUACAAAAAUUGAGCCGAGGCAACUUCAAAGUCAAUCAGAAAUCUAUAAAGAUUGCAUGGGCUUUGAAUAAAGGAAUAAAGCCAGAUUACAAGCAGUAUUGGGAUGUAGAACUGGGUGUUACCUACAUACCAUGGGACAAAGUGAAACCUGAAGAUCUUGAAAGUUUUUGUGAAGGAGGAAUGUUGGACAACGAAACUCUUAGUCCAGAGUGGAAGGGGAUUCCCAAGAAGUCUGAAAAUGAAGUAGCUCAAAAUGGAGGUGCAGAAGCUACAAAUAAUGAACCAGUGUCACCUAUACCUAAAGCUUUACCUGUUCCAAUUCCUGUUCCCAUGCCUGCACCAAUAACUGUACCUCCUCCACAGGUUCCACCACAUCCCUCAGGUCCUCCUGUGGUUGGUGCACUCCAACCACCUGCUUUUACAGCACCUUUAGGAAUCCCACCUCCUGGAUUUGCUCCUGGGGUGCCGCCACCACCGCCACCUCCAUUUUUACGACCAGGGUUCAACCCAAUGCAUUUACCCCCAGGCUUUCUUCCUCCUGGACCACCACCACCUAUAACUCCUCCAGUAUCUGUUCCUCACACUCCAGCAGUAAACAUCCCAAAUUCUACAGCAGCUGGUAUAAAUGAAGACACUACAAAAGAUGCAUCCGUUGGAAAUCCCAUCCCUACAGUGGUUUCUGGAUCCAGAGGGAAUGCUGAAACUAGUGAUAGUUCCAAAAUAUAUGCGACUGUUCCACCUCCUGUAGCACCUACUAAUGUACCUGCUCCUGUUACCCAAGCUAUUCCACUUCUUGGUACUCAAGCAGUUGCGCCACCCCCGCCAGCUCCUGUUGUUGGGCUGCAGACUCCGUCCACUGGCCUCUUAGGUGCCCGGCCUGGUUUGAUACCCCUCCAGCGACCGCCAGGAAUGCCGCCGCCUCCUCUGCAGCGGUUUCCCUUGAUGCCGCCGCGACACAUGCCGCCCCACAUGAUGCACAGAGGCCCCCCGCCUGGGCCAGGCGGCUUUGGGAUGCCUCCUCCUCAUGGCAUGAAAACCCCGUUCCCCCCACCCGGUCAUUUUGUGAGACCUGGGGGGAUGCCAGGAAGUGGAGGACCGGGCGGACCUGAGGAUAAUAGGGAUGGAAGGCAGUUCAGGAAUGAUAGGCAGACUUUCACUCCUAACAGAGACCAGGAGAGGUUUGGAAGGAGAUCUUUUGGAAAUCGGGUAGAAAAUGAUCGCGAGCGCUAUGGUAACCGCAGCGACGACAGAGAUCAUGAGCGACUUGGUAAUCGUGAGAGGAGAGAAUGGGGAAGAAGAAGUCCUGAGCGUGACAGACACAGAGACUUGGAGGACAGAAAUAGGCGGUCCAGCGGACAUCGAGACAGAGAGAGAGAUUCUAGAGAUAGAGAGUCUCGUAGAGACAAGGAAGAAAACCGAGGAAAGGAGAAACCUGAGAUGACAGACAGGGCGGAUGGCGACAAAAACCAUGAAUCUCAUAGUGGCAAAAUGGAAGAUGCAGACAUUGUUUCAGAACUUACUAAAGGAGAGUCUGAACCUAUGGGUGUAAAACCUGAUGAAGAGUUAACAUCUGAGGCUACCUCAUCUGUGGAACAAGCUGAAAAGGAUAUUGGCUCAGUUGCAGAGGCUCCUCGUUAGAGACUGGAAUUUGUCAAAACCUGACAGUGACAUUUGUUGGAGUGUAGAGCUUUAGAGUUGUACAGUCUGCUGUAUUAUACUUGCUUCUGCUUAUAUCACAGCCCCUCAGUAGUUGGUGGGGAAUUGUAAGCAAUUUGAUUGCUUUCCUUCUAUUUAAAAUAGCCACAACAUAACACAAAAUACUGAAGCUAUGAUUAAAAUAUUACCCAUUUUUGCUGUAACUUUUUUAAAGUUUUGACUUUAAAAAGUUUACAAAUCAGAAGUAGAAGUGCUUUCUAUUUUUUUUUUUAAUUUAAGAAAAGGUAACGGUGAAAGCUCCUCAAAACAAUAGGGAUGUGUUUUUAAUAAACUCUAUUUUCGUAACAAACUUUAAUGUGUGCUAUUCUUCCUACACUGCACUGAAGUGGAAAAGGAUUGUUCAACAUCUUAAAGUUUGAACUGUUAAUGCUGUACUGGAGUCUAAAUUAGACUGUUUUGUUUAUAUUUGUUAAAAGAAAUACAUCUGUUUGUGUAGCUAUUCACAGAAGCAAAUUUUUAUUUGUAAUAGUCGAUUUGAUUUUUAGAUUGCUGCAUUUUAAUGAUCUACUUGACCAUACUAGGUAAAAGUUAGUGGUUUUAAAAUGUUAAUUGAAGAGGUAACUGUUUAGUGUUUGCGAUGCAAUCAAGGUUUUUUUCUUUCUUUUUAUUUCCCCUCCAAUUGGUUCUGUGGUAAAUGUUGCCCUAAUUAGCCUUUUUUAAAAAGUGGACACUUUCAGACAUACUUAGUCUGCUCUGCUUGUAAUGUUAUAAAAUUAUUGUGUGUGGUGGGCUAGGAAGCACACCAGGUCAGCAUCUUUUGUACUUGUUAUUCAUUGAUGCUUUUUGGAAAGUGGGCUGGAAGAGAAAUCAAAGACACCAAAUCACAAUAUAAAAUGCUAACCUAUUUUUUUUAAAUGGGGCUGGGAAAAGGUAGGGAAGUGGGACGGUGCUUAAGGAUUUUAAAAUGCUGCCUGUUCAUUCACACAAAUCUAGGCGGUUACUGUUGUCUGUGUUAACGAUAUCUACCUCCUGUAAUCCAGCAAGAGGUAGGUUUAAAAUUUUUACUCAGUGUUGUACCUAUCAAACUGAUGGAAAACAAAUGCAUAUUCUUGUAUUUGUGUAAGUUUUACCAGCUCUCCAUAUCACUUAAAUAUUUUUGUCAAAUUAUAAGAGGGCAAAUACUAGUUCUAGUAGUUGACCCUUCAGGUGCAAACAGUUUUAAGAGACUGUUACAUUAAAUUAAGCAGAGUCACAGAGCCCUUGAAAUUCUGUGUUUAGAUAUAUUCUCUUAUUGAUUAGCCCAUGCACCAGAAGAUGAGGCUCAGAUUGCACCAGACAUCCAGUUGAAGCUUGUUAUACUCUAGAAGUGUAGUGGAAAAAUUGUAUGAAUCCUGUGCAUAUUUUUUUUUCUCCUUGAGAUAGGUGUGUUCUACAUUUAAAGUUGGUUUUUUUCCCCUAAGUGAAGGGCAGCUGCUUUCUUACAUCAGUACUUUUUCACAGCUGCUCUGCAGCAGAGGGUUUUUUUUUCUGGGGGAGGGAGUGGGUUGGGAAGGCAAAUAUGGAGUUACUCAUGGGGGAGAGGACAUAUAUUUUUAUGUUCUUGCAAUAGCAGAAUAAAGAGAGAAAAAAAACCUGUUUACAUACUUGUAGUGAACUCAACUUCCAUGUGUUAAAACUUGUGUCCUUAACAUUUGUUUCAUGCUCGGCCAGUGGAACUAACUUUUUUCAUACAAAACCAGAUGUUUAUGUCUUACGUUUAAGACUGUUUUAAUAACAACUGCCCUAAUUCUGUAAGGAGAUAGGAUUUUUUUAAUGAAUACACUUUAUUAAAAGCUUUGAAGACACGAA
Messenger RNA from Dromaius novaehollandiae (emu), 5399 nucleotides. It is a transcript of the gene SCAF4, whose product is annotated as SR-related CTD associated factor 4. Bases 255 to 3533 code for a protein of 1092 amino acids. Gene Ontology annotation, cellular component: nucleus. The record is from RefSeq and is a predicted model, not a curated record. NCBI's taxonomy places the organism in Eukaryota, Metazoa, Chordata, Aves, Casuariiformes, Dromaiidae. Gene Ontology annotation, biological process: negative regulation of termination of RNA polymerase II transcription, poly(A)-coupled. The transcript is spliced from 21 exons. Gene Ontology annotation, molecular function: RNA binding; RNA polymerase II C-terminal domain phosphoserine binding.